Messenger RNA from Apiotrichum porosum, 2505 nucleotides. It is a transcript of the gene URE1, whose product is annotated as Urease. The record is from RefSeq and is a predicted model, not a curated record. Gene Ontology annotation, molecular function: urease activity; nickel cation binding. The coding region runs from base 1 to 2505 and encodes 834 amino acids. The transcript has 6 exons. NCBI's taxonomy places the organism in Eukaryota, Fungi, Basidiomycota, Tremellomycetes, Trichosporonales, Trichosporonaceae. Gene Ontology annotation, biological process: urea catabolic process. Gene Ontology annotation, cellular component: urease complex.
AUGCACCUCCUCCCGCGCGAACAGGACAAACUCAUCCUCGCGAGCGUCGGCAUCUUGGCGCAACGCCGCCUGGCGCGCGGUCUCCGCCUCACGCGUUCAGAGACCGUGGGGCUUAUCGCCUGCCAGCUCCAGGAACUGAUCCGCGAUGGCAACCACUCGGUGGCGGAACUGAUGGAUAUCGGCAAGAAGAUGCUGGGCCGCAGGCAUGUUGUCGAUGGCGUUGCGGAGAGCAUUCACGAUGUGCAGGUCGAGGGCACGUUCCCCGACGGUUCAUUCCUCGUAACUGUGCACGACCCGGUAUGCUCCGACUCUGGUGACCUCUCUCUCGCGCUGUACGGCUCCUUCCUCCCCGUCCCUUCCGAGGACCUGUUCCCCAUUCCCGCGCCCCUCGCCCCCGCGGCGCGCCCCGGCGCAGUCGUGUGCACCAAGCAGCGCAUCAAGCUGUCGCAAGGCCGCAAGCGCUGGCUCGUCGAGGUCAAGAACGAGGGCGACCGCCCGAUCCAAGUGGGCUCGCACUUUCCCUUCCUCGAGGCCAACGCUGCGCUCGUGUUUGACCGUCUGCUGGCCUACGGCACCCACCUGGACAUUGCGGCCGGUACGGCCGUCCGCUUUGAACCUGGAGAGCGCAAGACGGUCUCGCUUGUGGAGAUUGGCGGACACAAGGUCCUGGCGGGCGGAAGCUCGUUGGCCGCGGGCAAGUUUGACGAGGCCAAGCGCCUCACGACUGUAAAGGCCAAGAUUGAGGAGCAUGGGUUCGGGCACAAGACGCAGGCCAACGUCCAAGAGGCGCCCACGCCCGACAUGGACCACGAGGUGUACGUGUCCAUGUUUGGACCUACUGUCGGCGACCGCGUGCGCCUCGCAGACACCAACCUGUGGGUCGAGGUCGAAAAGGACUACACCGUGUAUGGCGACGAGUGCAAGUUUGGCGGCGGCAAGGUCCUCCGCGAUGGCAUGGGCCAGGCAAGCAACCGGUCCGACUCCGAGGUGCUCGACUUGGUCAUUACCAAUGCGCUCGUCAUUGACUGGUCCGGUAUCUUCAAGGCCGACAUUGGUGUCAAGGACAGCAAGAUUGUCGGUAUUGGCAAGGCGGGCAACCCCGACAUGCAAGACGGUGUGGACGCCAACAUGGUUGUUGGCUCCAACACCGAGGUCAUUGCGGGUGAAAAGCUCAUCGUCACUGCCGGCGCGUUUGACUCGCACGUCCACUUUAUCUGUCCCCAGAUCUGGGAGGAGGCAAUCGCGUCCGGUAUCACGACGAUUGUGGGCGGUGGCACUGGUCCCGCGGACGGCACCAAGGCGACGACCUGCACCACCUCCAAGUUUUACAUGGAGGGCAUGAUGCUGGCGACGGACAGCUGGCCGAUCAACAUUGGCUUUUCGGGCAAGGGCAAUGACUCUGGGCCCCGUGGCAUGCGCGACAUUAUCGAGGCCGGCGCGUGCUCGCUCAAGAUCCACGAGGACUGGGGAUCCACCCCGGAUGUCAUUGACUGCGCGCUGGUCGUCGGCGACGAGUACGACGUCCAGGUCAACAUCCACACCGACACGCUCAACGAGGCUGGAUAUGUCGAGAGCACGAUCGACGCGAUCAAGGGCCGUACCAUCCACACGUACCACACCGAGGGUGCCGGUGGUGGCCACGCGCCGGACAUUAUCGUCGUGUGCGAGCACCCGAACGUUCUCCCGUCCUCGACCAACCCUACCCGCCCAUACGCCGUCAACACGCUGGACGAACACAUGGACAUGCUCAUGGUGUGCCACCACCUCGACAAGUCGAUCCCCGAGGACAUUGCGUUUGCCGACUCGCGCAUUCGCGCCGAGACGGUGGCGGCCGAGGACGUCCUCCAGGACAUGGGCGCCAUUUCGAUGAUUUCAUCCGACACGCAGGCCAUGGGCCGUAUCGGCGAGGUCAUUACGCGCACCUGGCGGACGGCCGCCAAGAUGCGCGACGUGCGCGGCCCGCUCGAAGGCGACUCGGAGGGCAACGACAACAACCGCGUCAAGCGCUACAUGGCCAAGAUCACCGUCAACCCGGCCAUUACGCACGGCAUGUCGCACCUGGUCGGAUCCGUAGCCACGGGCCAGCUCGCCGACUUGGUGCUCUGGAAGCCCGAGAACUUUGGCGUCCGCCCCGAGACGGUCAUCAAGGGCGGCUUUAUUGCGUGGGCACAGAUGGGCGACGCCAACGCGUCCAUCCCCACCGUCCAGCCCGUCAUCGGCCGGCCCAUGUACGGCGCUGCGCCCGAGAGCGCCGCGCUCAACUCGGUCGUCUUCACGUCGCAGGCGGCCAUCACGUCCGGUGUGGUCAAGGGCUACGGACUGAGGAAACGCGCCGAGGCAGUGAAAAAGUGCCGCGAUAUCACAAAGCGCGACAUGAAGCUCAACGACUGCAUGCCCAAGAUGGCCGUCGACCCCGAGACGUACGAGGUGCAUGCCGACGGCGUGCUCAUGGAUGUCCCGCCGGCCACCAAGCUGCCCCUCGCUGCGGGAUCGUUCCUGUACUAG